UGGAUCAAAGGAUUGAGCCACCUCAGUGGUGAUUUAAUUUUAUUCUCUGAGAUGCCCACAUGUAGCCCUGGCAGCAUGAAGCAAAGACACUGACAGAGAAUUGCCCGGCACACUAACAUUGCAAGGAAGGAAAGAACUCCAAAAGAAUUCACUUUGUGCAUUUCGCACAACAAAGGAGGGAUUUUUUUUUUAAAAAAAAGAAAAACCGCAUGAAGAAGGAAAAGAGGAAAACCGGUUUAUGUGAUUAUAGGCAGAAAUUAUCGCAUUAAAGAGAGAAGUGACUAUGUUGCAAAGACACGCCGAUAUGAAAGGGUUGGCUAAAAGCACUGCAAGAUGAACACUCUGUGCCUUUAAACCACCAGGAUACCAACAUUCUCAUCCAUCUGGCACCUUCUCAGCCAAGCUGGCUAGCACCACCAUCCUCCCCCGGGGUGCACUGGCCAUGGGGGUAGCACGUGCCAUCCGUCGAUUCAGUACAGAUAUCCCUGACCCACUCCGCGAGGAAGAGGAAUCACAACUGACACAGGCGAUGAGGCCUACCCCCUACCGCAAUGGCAAAGUGCAUACGAAACCUACUCGCCAGCGCAGUCGAUUCGUCCAGAAAGAUGGACAUUGCAAUGUAGAAUUUAUCAAUCUCAGUGAGAAAAGCCAACGCUACCUAACGGACCUUUUUACCACAUGCGUUGACAUACGCUGGAGAUGGAUGUUCCUCAUUUUUUCCUUUACAUUUGUGGUCUCAUGGCUCAUUUUUGGUUUUACUUUCUGGUUAAUUGCCUCAUUGCAUGGGGACCUGGCACCACCACCCGAACCUGGCUCUGAGGAGGCACACAAUUCCCCCUGCUUUUUACAAGUCACUAGUUUUAUGGCCGCCUUCCUGUUUUCAUUAGAGACACAAACUUCUAUCGGCUACGGAUUCAGAAGCGUGACGGAGGAAUGCCCAAUGGCUGUGUUGACUGUGGUCCUCCAGUGUAUUGUGGGGUGUAUUAUUGAUGCCUUCAUCAUUGGAGCCAUCAUGGCAAAAAUAGCCAAACCCAAAAAGAGGAAUGAAACUCUUGUUUUCACGGAAAAUGCUGUGAUUGCAUUAAGAGAUGAGAAGCUAUGCCUCAUGUGGAGGGUCGCAAACCUUCGCAAGAGCCACUUGGUGGAAGCGCAUGUCCGAGCGCAGCUUCUUCAGCCUCGUGUCACCCCUGAAGGCGAGUACCUCCCUCUGGAUCACACUGAUAUCAAUGUUGGGUUUGACAGCGGCGUAGACAGAAUCUUCCUGGUGUCUCCGGUAACCAUUGUUCAUGAGAUUGAUGAAGAAUCCCCGCUAUAUGAGAUCGGCAAGGAUGAGUUGGAGGCAGCUAACUUUGAGUUGGUUGUAAUCCUUGAAGGCAUGGUGGAGGCCACAGCCAUGACCACACAAUGUCGAAGUUCUUACCUUCCCUCUGAGAUCUUGUGGGGAAGUCGCUUCGAGCCAGUACUCUUUGAGAAACGCAAUUAUUACGAGGUGGAUUACCUUCACUUUAACAGCACAUAUGAAGUACCCAGCAUGCCCACUUGCAGCGCGAAAGAACUUUCAGAGAGGAAAUAUGCGCUGGUGGGUCGCAGUUCUUUUUGUUACGAGAAUGAAGUUGCGCUGAACUGCAUUAGCGACGAAGAGUCCCCUACCCUUGUGAACACAAUGUUAUCCGUUCCUAAUAUGUCCCAUGAGCUUGGCAUGCUUGGAGUUCCUGAUCCCCUGGAGGAAAUAUUACUGACAUGAUCUUCUGCUUGAAGAACUGAAAUCUCAAUUAGAUGGGUUCUACUGACUAUCAACUUGAACUUCCAUCCAUUAAGAAGCAUUUCGCGCCCAAGACAAGUUAAAAAAGGGACUACGUGGAUUAAGCAACCAAUGAACCAAAAGAGUUUCCCAUGAACUGUUACUCUUCUACAUGAAGGUGGAGGAAUGUCAUUCAUUCAAUGAGAAGGACCUUCCUAAAACCAAAUGAUCUUGACAUCAAGAUUUUCUAUCUUUGGUUCUUUGCACAGGUUUCCUUUCUUUUUCUUUUGUUUGGUGGCUCAGGUAAACAAAAAGAUGGGUGUUCAUGAGUCACACAUACAGUACAGCACUGGUACGUUUUAUAUAAAUAUCGACUGAGAAAUAAAAGAUAUGCAAAUUGUAAUUUAAAUACUCCUAAAUAUGGCUAGAUGUUCUUGUCUAAUUGGGAGAGUAUUGUAACGACUUCCAUGAAGUGUAGCCUGAAAGUUGACCCGAAUAAGCUCAUGCUUCAAACCCGAAUGCCAUUAGAUUUCGUACAAAGCGUAAAACCCCUUUACCUUAUACUGUAUCUUCCCUAUACUUUGCUACUGCUAUAGACGGAAUAUUGAUUUCAACCCAUGUUUAAAGGGUUGCUUUGCGUAAAAGAGGGUUUUACUGUGUGUUUCUUACAAUCUCAAUCCAUUUUUUUUUUUUCCGUUUAUGAUGCAGAGUAAAGAUGUAUUGAUUAGAGAUUUACCCGACUAUAUAAGCAGUCCGUAGCAAGUGGAAACAGAUGUAAAACUGACCUGAAAGCGAAGUUCAUACAAAGAAGGUUAUUUGAGCUUAAUUAGGUUUGGUGGAGUAGGUUUUUACAGCAGGUUUGCUUUCUUGUAAAUGUCAUCAGUAUGAAUAAUAGAAACCAGGAAGAGGUACUGUAUAUUUUCAUAGUCGUUUCCCUUUCUCAUGACAUAAAUCAAUGAAAUCAAAGUAGGGCCCUGCAGCGACUUUCCCCAAAAGAGCUAAGUGAGGUGCACGGAAAACCCAACAGUCUGCAAUAUAAAUGGAAAAGCCUAGAAGCUGCAGAAUAUACAAGAUUCCUCAAGUAUUAAACAGCAGCGUCAAAUAGGGGUCACUUUCCCGGAUCCACAAAUGAUUUUAUCUUAAAGUGCCAAAUAUGAAUAUCUGCAGAGUUCGUUCUACAGAGGGGAUAUUAUGCUCAAACUCUUUUGGUAAAAAGCUGCAGGGCUCUUACACUUUACUGUAAUGUAGGGGUGAGUCCAUCAUUAUUGGAUUUGGCUGGUUAAGAUUGGGGCCAAUCCAAAAUAUGCUGUAGAAACAAACCAUAAUUUGAAUAUUCCAAUGAUCAAUUAUGAACAGAACAUCGUCGCAUUCAGUUUUCGAGAGCUUUACGUGACUUUUAAGGGUUCAGGUUUCGUUUGGAUAAUCAUUUAAAGGGAUACUGUCAUGGAAAAAUGUUUUUUUUUUUAAAUGAAUCAGUUAAUAGUGCUGCUCCAGCA
This is a messenger RNA of Xenopus laevis (African clawed frog), 3237 nucleotides long. It is a transcript of the gene kcnj14.L, whose product is annotated as potassium inwardly rectifying channel subfamily J member 14 L homeolog. Gene Ontology annotation, molecular function: inward rectifier potassium channel activity. NCBI's taxonomy places the organism in Eukaryota, Metazoa, Chordata, Amphibia, Anura, Pipidae. The record is from RefSeq and is a predicted model, not a curated record. Bases 443 to 1744 code for a protein of 433 amino acids. Gene Ontology annotation, biological process: potassium ion transport; potassium ion import across plasma membrane; regulation of monoatomic ion transmembrane transport. Gene Ontology annotation, cellular component: membrane; plasma membrane. The transcript has 3 exons.